Messenger RNA from Vanessa tameamea, 642 nucleotides. RefSeq lists its product as uncharacterized. The record is from RefSeq and is a predicted model, not a curated record. The transcript is spliced from 4 exons. Lineage: Eukaryota; Metazoa; Arthropoda; Insecta; Lepidoptera; Nymphalidae. Bases 210 to 557 code for a protein of 115 amino acids.
GAUAAGUUUGGGUCAACAACUUUUAUUUUCUAAACUUUAACAUAGAGGAAGUUGUGAGAACGUAAUUACGAAAAAGAAAAUUUGGACUCAAUUUUAUGCAAUUUAUUUUUCACUCAAAAGUUAUAGUCAUAGUAAUAGUACGGUGACUUUUGAAGUAAAAGUAAUAUUUAAAGGGUUAAAGGGUUAGGAUAUAAAAAAAAAACUUGAAAAUGUGUGAAAAACAAUUAAAGCUCCAAAUUGUUUUAAUAGUUUUGUCUUUAUUAUUCAAAGGAUAUUACAGUGUAGAUGACAGUGUUUUGUUUACUGUAACCCGAGCACCGAGAUACUUCGGCAUCUUACAAGAUCACCGCGGACAGCCUCUUUCCGUUGAAAUAUCAGAAGAAUAUAUGGAUCAGGAUUACAUCGCUACAAACAGGAAACGACACAAAAUUGAUUGGAAUAAAAAUCCUCUCGAUAUAGAUGAUUUUGAUGACGACGAGACAGAUGAAAUAGCAGACGAGAAAGACAAAGACGUUAAAUUGCCAAACAAAUUUAACUUACAAGCGGGACCGGUGUAGUUUUUAAAUUAUUUUUUAGUAUGAACUCAUAUAGCUUUAAGAUUAAAUAGUGUAAGGAGCAACAAUUCAAAACUUUAUUAAUUUG